GCUUGGUCUCCCUGGUUUGGAGUAGUAAUGGUGGUACCUAUCUAUUGAUGGUUGUCAAACUUAAUUUCAAGACCUAAUUGUCAAGAACGAGACAUUAUAAAAAGUCCAAGUAAGCAGAAAUACUAUAAAUAAGAGGGGAUUGUUGUCGGUGGAGCAAAAUGUUUCGUAGCACGGGUAACUUUGACAAAUUAUUAGAUAAAGCGACGAGUCAUUUUCAGCUUGAACCUGAUUGGGUUGCGAUUCUCCAGAUUUGUGAUUUAAUACGUCAGGGGGAUGUACAACCUAAAGCAGCACUUGCAGCAAUAAAGAAGAAAGUGACCAAUCCUAAUCCGCACGUGGCUUUAUAUGCGCUAUUGGUUUUAGAAUCUUGUGUUAAAAAUUGUGGUGCAUUUAUUCACGAUGAAAUUGGUACGAAACAAUAUAUGGAACAACUUAAAGACCUAGUGAAGACAACAACGCAUGACAACGUUAAACUCAAAACCUUAGAAUUAAUUCAAACCUGGGCACAUGCAUUUCGAAAUAGUCCUAAGUAUAGAGCAGUGCAAGAUACACUUAAUAUUAUGAAAGCAGAAGGACAUAAAUUUCCUGCUUUGAAAGAAAGCGAUGCAAUGUUUAUUGCUGAUACUGCUCCAGAGUGGGCGGAUGGUGAUGUAUGUCAUCGCUGUAGAGUGCAGUUUGGAGUUAUGCAAAGAAAACAUCACUGUAGAGCUUGUGGCCAAGUAUUUUGUCAAAUGUGUUCAAGUAAAGUAUCUACUUUACCUAAGUUUGGGAUUGAAAAGGGAGUUCGAGUUUGUGAAACAUGUUAUGAUCAGCUCAAUAAACCAUCAACAAUACAAAAUAAAGAAGUAGAUUUACCAGCUGAAUAUUUGAACAGUUCGUUAGCACAACAACAGCAGGUGCCACCUAGGAAAACUGCAGCAGAACUUCAAGAAGAAGAAGAAUUAAACCUUGCUAUCGCUUUAAGUCAAAGUGAAGCAGAACACAAAGAAAAGGAAAAGAAACGGGUCACUAGCAGUGUUUUAAAAUCAAAUACAAACACUAUGAAUAGAACAACAUAUUCUCCGCCACCAUCUCCUGGCCCUAGUCCAUCAAAAUUACAAGAAGAAGAAGAGAUUGAACCUGAACUCGCAAAGUAUUUAAAUCGCAAAUAUUGGGAACAGAGACAAACUGUGAUAGAAGAACAUGCUUCUAGAGCAGAUGUUACCAGCCCUUCGGCUCCUAACAUUAGUAGUCCAAUGCCAGGAAAAAUUAUAGUUGCAAAACAGCAAAAUGGAGAAGUUGACAGCCAAAUGGAAGAGUUUGUUAAUGCAUUGCGUUCUCAAGUUGAAAUAUUUGUGAAUAGAAUGAAGAGCAAUUCAUCGAGAGGAAGAUCAAUUGCCAAUGAUAGUUCUGUUCAAACUCUAUUUUUAAAUAUCACUGCUAUGCAUUCAAGAUUAUUAAGAUACAUUCAAGAACAAGAUGACAGUAGGGUAUAUUACGAAGGUCUUCAAGAUAAAUUGACACAAAUGAAGGAUGCCAGGGCUGCCUUAGAUGCUUUACGAGAUGAACAUAGAGAAAAAUUAAGGCGACAAGCAGAAGAAGCUGAAAGGAAAAAGCAAAUGUUGAUGGCUCAAAAGUUGGCAAUUAUGAGGAAGAAAAAACAAGAAUAUUUGCAAUACCAACGUCAGCUUGCUUUACAAAAAAUUCAAGAACAAGAGAGAGAAAUGCAAAUGAGACAAGAGCAACAAAAGCAGCAGUACAUAAUGGGUGGUUAUCAAGCAGUUUCUGGCUUUAUUGGUCCAUCUCAAGGUUCCCCUGUUCGUCAUGUUCAAUAUCAAGGACCUGGAUCUAACUAUAAUCCUAUGUCUCCUACGAAUCAAGGAUACAUGUAUGGGCAACCUUCUGUGAAACAGUAUCCUAUGCAAGGCUAUAGUAUGCCACAGAUGAAUGCAAUACCGCCACAUAUGAUGGGUCCAUUACCUAAUCAAGAGCAACAGCCAACUGAUCCAUCUGUUCAAGGACACGAAGCCAUGGGAAGAGUUACUGUUUCUGGUCCCGGAAUGAUGUCUCAAAUGACAAAUCCCAUGCCGCAACUGCAACAGACAGGUGGACAUCAAAUGGGACCGCCGCCACCUCAGCAAGGUCCACCAAGUCAUAUGACGCAAUCACAGCCUACAUCAGGACAUAUACCACCGCAGCAAGGAGUGCCUCCGCAAAUGCCGCAGCAGGGACCACCAGGUCAAAUAGGUAUACUUCAAAGCCACAUGGGUCCUCCGCCUGCUCAAGUCGGACCUGGAGCACAUGGUCCACCAGGUCAAGUCGUUGGCCUUCCACAUCAAAUAGGACCACAACAACCAUCUACGUUACCAGGCCCCCAGGGACCUUCAAUUCAGCCUCACGUUUCAAACACUCCUAUUUCGUCCCAAGGUUCAGGAACCAUUCCACCAUCUUCAAGAACUGUUGGACCAAUUUUGACAUCAAAUCAGACGAUGCAAGGUCCUCAGGGACCUGCUGGUUUACCAACGAUGGAAGGCAUGCCUCAAAUCCCAGUGUCUCAGGGACAACAGUUACAAUUCCAACCAGCAGCAUCUCUGCCACCUACAUCAAAUGAAUCUGUACAAGUUAAAGAAGAUUCUAAGCCUGAAACAGCAGAGCUUAUUUCCUUUGAUUGAAAAAAAUUAUAUGCGGAUAAAUAUUAAUCGGUAAUUAAAAGUGCAUUUAAUGCUAGUUUUUUAAUUAUAAAUUUUCAUUUUAUAUUGGCAUUGAUUAUUUUAAUUUUACUCGUAGAAUUUGUUAUAAGCUUUAUCUAAUCGACAAAAACUCAUUUUUUAAAUUUAUUAAUAUAGUUAAAAAGAAAUUAAUUAUAUUGGUGAUAUCUAAUGUAUUUAGUACACAUUCGUUAGGGCAAAUUUCAUAUACGUUGUGCAAUUUUCUAAUAAGCAAUAAAAUAUUAUUUAGAUUACGUUAUUAAUUUCAGAGUAAAUACAUAUACAUAUAUUUUAUAGUGUCCAGUGUAGGAGUCCUAAUUAUCGUAAAACGAUAAACCCGAAGCGUUAACAGAAAGGAGACAGUGUUGAUAUUUAUUUUAAGUUCUAGAAAUUGCUAAUACACGUAAUGUACAAAGUGAAGUAGCUAACAUGUUAUAAAACAAUAAUGCUCAAAUAUUUGUCGAUACAAAUAAAUGUUUCAAGUAAAAGUUAAAAGAUCCGAAGGGGAAAACGAAGGAAAACUCCUAUUUAAAGCUUUUUAUUACCAUAAAUGACGUUGUAUGACAGCCUAUUAAACUCGUCUCAACGUCAGCAUUCCUAAUGUGGAAAAAAUCCUAUGGUUACAUUUAAACAAAAACGGUGACCCUGACACAGCCUCAGCACCUGUAUCAAAACAAAAAAUAGCAAUCUCGUUUGAUAAUUCUCUUCGAAUCUUCUAACUUUUACCUGCAAAGUUUUUUUUGUAUCGACGAUUGUUUGAGCAUUAUUGCUUUGUAACGCGUUAGUUGCUCCAUCCUGUAUACACAUUUUAAAUACAGGAUUUUUUUGCAUAAUUGCUAAUGAAAGUUCUUUGUAAUGUUUAACUAACAGAAACAAACUUCCACUACAUAUAGAUAUGUAUGUUAGAUGAAAAUGUAUAUACAAAAUACUUAUACGUUACAUAGUAUAGAGGAACAAAAGAAAAUUAGUUUCGCCAAUACCUGACCUUUUGUCAAAUAUAAUGUACCUUGUUUUCUCACAAGAUUAAUUAUAAGAUGUUAACUCCUCUAUUAAAAGUAUCAUGAAACAUGA
This is a messenger RNA of Hylaeus anthracinus, 3758 nucleotides long. It is a transcript of the gene Hrs, whose product is annotated as hepatocyte growth factor-regulated tyrosine kinase substrate. The transcript is spliced from 11 exons. Gene Ontology annotation, molecular function: metal ion binding; phosphatidylinositol binding; ubiquitin binding. The record is from RefSeq and is a predicted model, not a curated record. NCBI's taxonomy places the organism in Eukaryota, Metazoa, Arthropoda, Insecta, Hymenoptera, Colletidae. Bases 159 to 2651 code for a protein of 830 amino acids.